CUUAGGCUACAGUCCCACUGUGCACCGAGACCCUGGCGCUCUUCUGUAGCGCUAAGGAUACCCUAAACAUUGCCAGCGACCAGAUGCGAUGCGCGGGCAGCUGCGUUCUCAGAAUUAUGAACGUCCAUAGUCAAAUCGGCCUUUGAGAUGAAAAUGCUUUCUGUUUUCCAAACCUUGAAUAGGCGGAACAGACUCGUGACAGCAGGAGGCAGCACGAAGGGUUUACUGAGAGGCACAUAAACGCCGUUUUGAGUUUAGGUACUGGAUACUGUGUCCGUGUUAAAAGCUGGAACGUUAAAGGAAACCGCAUCGAGACUGGAAUUAUAACUUCUCGCAGUUCUCCAGCGCCCAAAGGAAAAUCCAUUCUCGCAUUUUAUUCGCGUGGAAAAUUAACUACCCUUGUGAUUGUGGAAAGUGGUUUUGCAGUUUUGUACAUACUGUUAUUGCAGCGGCGCUAGAUCGGAGACUGCGCUGCCGCCAUAUUGCAUCGAGGUAAAGCACCAGUGACUGACUGGCUGGGACUGAACUGACAAGAGAUCGGAGCUAGUGAGUUGGGGGGGCUGCUGCUGGUGACGCAGGAAAAACACCCAAGAGCAGACAAAAUCAAAGGAAGCGAGAUCAUCGUUACAGACAGAUUACGAACGAGAGCACUUAUACACGUUGAUGAAAUUCAUUUAUGAAACCCAAGCUUCUGGAGUAGUUGGUGAAUAGAAGGGAAGCCAUAUCUAAUUCCUGGUUAUGCAAUGGUCUCUGCAAAACUCCCGGUGCUUCAGGUGCUGCUUUCAUACACGGACGUGUGCUGGUUCUCCGCCAUCGCUGAGGAGCCCAUAGUUUCUUCCCUUGCGACAGCGACAUAAGCGGACAAAAUUGCAAAGAUCUGCCCCGUGUCGAGUAUGACCGCCACGACCCGUGGCUCUCCCGUGGGAGGCAAUGACAGCCAGGGCCAGGCUCCGGACGGGCAGACCCAGCCCCCUCUCCCCCAGAACCAGACGUCCUCCCCAAGCUCCUCCAAUGAGAACUCCCCGGUCAGCCCGCCAGAGGAGCAGGGCCAGGGCGACAGCCCCCCUCAGCUGGAGGAGGAGGAGCCCGCCUUCCCCCACACCGACCUGGCCAAGCUGGACGACAUGAUCAACCGACCCCGCUGGGUCGUUCCAGUUUUGCCAAAGGGCGAAUUAGAGGUUCUUCUCGAAGCUGCUAUUGAUCUUAGUAAAAAAGGACUUGACGUCAAGUGCGAAGCGUGCCAGAGGUUUUUCCGAGACGGCUUGACCAUUUCCUUUACUAAGAUCCUGACCGAUGAGGCAGUGAGUGGCUGGAAGUUUGAAAUUCAUAGGUGUAUAAUAAACAACACUCACCGCCUGGUAGAACUGUGUGUGGCCAAGCUCUCUCAGGACUGGUUCCCUCUUCUCGAGCUGCUGGCCAUGGCCAUGAACCCCCACUGCAAGUUCCACAUCUACAACGGGACCCGCCCCUCGGAGACGGUGCCCGCCGGGGUGCAGCUGGCGGAGGACGAGCUCUUCGCCCGACCGCCCGACCCACGUUCCCCCAAGGGCUGGCUGGUGGAUUUAAUAAACAAAUUUGGCACAUUAAACGGGUUUCAGACUCUGCACGAUCGCUUUAUGAGCGGCCAAGCACUGAACGUUCAGAUCAUUGCAGCACUCAUCAAGCCUUUCGGGCAGUGUUAUGAGUUUCUAACGUUGCACACAGUAAAGAAGUACUUCCUUCCAAUUAUAGAAAUGGUCCCCCAGUUUCUAGAAAACCUAACGGACGAGGAGUUGAAAAAGGAGGCCAAGAAUGAAGCCAAAAACGAUGCAUUGUCAAUGAUAAUCAAAUCGUUGAAGAACCUCGCUUCACGGGUACCAGGGCAAGAAGAAACAGUGAAAAACUUAGAAAUUUUUAGGUUAAAAAUGAUUCUUAGGUUAUUGCAAAUUUCGUCUUUUAAUGGAAAAAUGAAUGCACUAAAUGAAGUAAACAAGGUGAUAUCAAGUGUUUCCUAUUACACUCACCGGCAUGGCAAUCCAGAGGAGGAGGAGUGGCUGACUGCGGAGCGCAUGGCGGAGUGGAUCCAGCAGAAUAACAUCCUGUCCAUCGUGCUGAGGGACAGCCUCCACCAGCCGCAGUACGUGGAGAAGCUGGAGAAGAUCCUCCGCUUCGUCAUCAAGGAGAAGGCGCUGACGCUGCAGGACCUGGACAACAUCUGGGCGGCCCAGGCCGGCAAGCACGAAGCCAUCGUGAAGAACGUGCACGAUCUCCUGGCGAAGCUGGCCUGGGAUUUUUCCCCGGAGCAGCUCGACCACCUCUUCGACUGCUUCAAGGCGAGCUGGACGAACGCGAGUAAAAAGCAGCGGGAGAAGCUGCUGGAGCUGAUCCGCCGCCUGGCGGAGGACGACAAGGACGGGGUGAUGGCCCACAAGGUGCUGAACCUGCUGUGGAACCUGGCCCACAGCGACGACGUGCCCGUGGACAUCAUGGACCAGGCGCUCAGCGCGCACAUCAAGAUCCUGGACUACAGCUGCUCCCAGGACCGAGACACGCAGAAGAUCCAGUGGAUAGACCGCUUCAUCGAAGAGCUGCGAACCAACGACAAAUGGGUGAUUCCUGCACUGAAGCAGAUCCGAGAGAUCUGCAGCCUGUUCGGAGAAGCUCCUCAGAAUCUAAGAAAGAAAAUACCCAUUAACAUACAAAAGAGCUUAGUGGGUCAGACCCAGCGCAGCCCACACGUCUUCUACCGCCACGACCUGAUCAACCAACUGCAGCACAACCACGCCCUCGUCACCCUGGUGGCCGAGAACCUUUCCGCGUACAUGGAGAGCAUGAGGCAGUUUGCCAAAGCAGAGCACUCGGAGUUUGACCCACAGACAGUGAGGCCAGGCAGCCGGUACAGCCACGUGCAGGAGGUCCAGGAGAGACUCAACUUCCUGAGGUUUCUCCUGAAGGACGGCCAGCUGUGGCUGUGCGCGCCGCAGGCCAAGCAGAUCUGGAAGUGCCUGGCGGAGAACGCCGUCUUCCUGUGCGACCGCGAGGCCUGCUUCAAGUGGUACUCCAAGCUGAUGGGGGACGAGCCGGACCUGGACCCCGACAUCAACAAGGACUUCUUCGAGAACAACGUCCUCCAACUGGACCCCUCGCUCCUCACCGAAAACGGCAUGAAGUGCUUUGAGCGCUUCUUCAAAGCCGUCAACUGCAGGGAAGGAAAGCUGGUGGCCAAGCGCCGGGCGUACAUGAUGGACGACCUGGAGUUGAUAGGGCUGGAUUACAUGUGGAGGGUUGUGAUUCAAGGAAGCGAUGACAUUGCCAGUCGAGCAAUAGACCUGCUGAAAGAGAUCUACACAAACCUCGGACCAAAACUACAAGUCAAUCAGGUAGAGAUUCACGAAGACUUCAUCCAGUCCUGCUUCGACCGGCUGAAGGCCUCGUACGACACCCUGUGCGUGCUGGACGGGGACAAGGACAGCGUGAACUGCGCCCGGCAGGAGGCCAUCCGCAUGGUGAGGGUGCUGACCGUGCUCCGGGAGUACAUCAACGAGUGCGACAGCGACUACCACGAGGAGAGGACCAUCCUGCCCAUGUCCAGAGCGUUUCGGGGUAAGCACAUCACCCUGGUGGUGCGCUUCCCGAACCAGGGCCGGCAGGUGGACGACCUGGACAUCUGGUCGCACACCAACGACACGAUCGGCUCGGUGCGCCGCUGCAUCCUGACGCGGAUAAAGGCCAACAGCACCCACACCAAAGUGGAGCUGUUCAUCGGGGCGGACAUGAUCGAUCCGGCCGACGACAGGAAGCUGAUUGGCCAGCUCAACCUUAAAGACAAGACCUUAAUCACAGCCAAGCUCACCCAGGUCAGCUCCAACAUGCCCUCGAGUCCCGACAGCUCGUCGGACUCCUCCACCGGAUCUCCAGGCAACCACGGAAACCACUACAGCGACGGACCCAACCCUGAAGUAGAAAGCUGUCUUCCCGGAGUGAUUAUGUCCCUGCACCUCCGCUACAUCUCUUUCCUGUGGCAAGUAGCAGAUCUGGGCUGUAACCUGAACAUGCCCCUUCUGCGAGAUGGAGCCCGCGUCCUCAUGAAGCUCAUGCCCCCAGAUAACACUACAGUAGAGAACCUGCGCGCCAUCUGCCUGGAUCACGCCAAGCUGGGGGAGAACAGCCUCAGUCCCACGCUGGACUCCCGCUUCUUCGGCCCGUCGCCCUCCCAAGUGCUCUACCUGACCGAGGUGGUGUACGCCCUGCUCAUGCCCGCCAGCGGCACGCUGGGAGAGGACGCCAGCGACUUCCAGUACAACUUCCUGAAGAGCGGCGGCCUGCCCCUGGUCCUGAGCAUGCUCACCAGGAACAACUUCCUGCCCAACGCCGACAUGGAGACGAGGCGGGGCGCCUACCUGAACGCCCUGAAGAUCGCCAAGCUGCUCCUGACGGCCGUGGGCUUCGGCCACGUGAAGGCGGUGGCGGAGGCCUGCCAGCCGGGGGUGGAGGGAACGACUCCCGUCUCGCCAAUAAACCAGGCGACGCACGACCAGGCCCUGGUGCUCCAGAACGCCCUCCAGAACAUUCCCAACCCGUCGGCCGAGUGCAUGCUUCGCAACGUGGCCAUUCGGCUCGCCCAGCAGAUCUCGGACGAGAACUUCUUCCAGGCCUCUAAGUACAUCCCAGACAUCUGUGUGAUUAGGGCGGUGCAGAAGAUCGUCUGGGCCUCGGGUUGUGGGAGCGUCCAGCUCGUCUUCAGCUCCAACGAGGAGAUCAGCAAGAUCUAUGAGAAGACGAACGCCGGGAACGAGCCGGACGGCGAGGACGAGCAGGUGUGCUGCGAGGCCCUGGAGGUCAUGACCCUGUGCUUCGCCCUCAUCCCCACCGCGCUGGACGCCCUCAGCAAGGAGAAGGCCUGGCAGACCUUCAUCAUCGACCUGCUGCUGCACUGCCAGAGCAAGUCUGUCCGUCAGAUGGCUCAGGAGCAGUUUUUCCUCAUGGCAACGAGGUGUUGCAUGGGACACAGACCCCUCCUCUUCUUCAUCACCCUCCUCUUCACCGUUUUAGGUAGCACUGCGAAAGAGAGAGCCAAGCACGCGGGGGACUACUUCACUUUGUUAAGGCACUUACUGAACUACGCCUACAACAGCAACAUCAACUUGCCCAACGCUGAGGUCCUGCUCAACAACGAGAUCGACUGGUUAAAGAGGAUAAGGGAUGAAGUAAAACGGACAGGGGAGACAGGGGUGGAGGAGACCAUUCUGGAGGGACACCUGGGCGUCACGAAGGAGCUGCUGGCCUUCCAGACCCCGGAGAAGAAGUACUACAUCGGCUGCGAGAAGGGAGGCGCGAGCCUCAUCAAGGAGCUGAUCGAUGACUUCAUCUUCCCGGCCUCCAACGUGUACCUGCAGUACAUGAAGAGCGGCGAGUUCCCCGCCGAGCAGGCCAUCCCCGUCUGCAGCAGCCCCGCCACCAUCAACGCCGGCUUCGAGCUGCUCGUCGCGCUGGCCGUCGGCUGCGUGCGCAACCUCAAGCAGAUCGUCGACACGCUCACCGACAUGUACUACUUAGGUUGUGAAGCGCUUACAGAGUGGGAGUACCUGCCGCCGGUCGGGCCCCGGCCCACCAAAGGCUUCGUGGGGCUGAAGAACGCGGGGGCCACCUGCUACAUGAACUCGGUCAUCCAGCAGCUGUACAUGAUCCCGCCCAUCAGGAACGGCAUCCUGGCCAUCGAGGGCACGGGCAGCGACGUGGACGACGACAUGUCCGGGGACGAGAAGCAGGACAACGAGAGCAAUGUGGAUCCGCGGGAUGAGGUGUUCAGCUAUCAUCAGUUCGACGACAAGCCGUCUCUCAGCAAAUCGGAGGACAGGAAAGAGUACAACAUCGGCGUGCUGCGCCACCUGCAGGUCAUCUUCGGGCACCUGGCCGCCUCCCGGCUGCAGUAUUACGUGCCGCGAGGGUUCUGGAAGCAGUUCCGGUUAUGGGGUGAGCCGGUGAACCUCAGAGAGCAGCACGACGCCCUGGAGUUCUUCAACUCCCUGGUGGAUAGCCUGGACGAGGCCCUGAAGGCGCUCGGCCACCCGGCCAUGCUCAGCAAGGUCCUGGGAGGGUCCUUCGCCGAUCAGAAGAUCUGUCAGGGCUGUCCUCAUAGGUAUGAAUGCGAGGAGUCCUUCACAACGCUGAAUGUAGAUAUCAGGAACCAUCAAAACCUCCUGGAUUCGAUGGAGCAGUACGUCAAAGGGGACUUGCUGGAGGGUGCCAACGCCUACCACUGUGAGAAGUGCAACAAGAAGGUGGACACGGUGAAGCGGCUUCUCAUCAAGAAGCUGCCGCCGGUGCUGGCCAUCCAGCUGAAGCGCUUCGACUACGACUGGGAGCGGGAGUGCGCCAUCAAGUUCAACGACUACUUCGAGUUCCCGCGUGAGCUGGACAUGGAGCCCUACACGGUGGCGGGCGUGGCCAAGCUGGAGGGCGACGACGUCAACCCCGAGAACCAGGUGAUCCAGAACGAGCCGGCCGAGAACGAGCCCCCGCCGGGCGGCUCGCGGUACCGGCUGGUGGGCGUGCUGGUGCACAGCGGCCAGGCCAGCGGCGGCCACUACUACUCCUACAUCAUCCAGCGCAACGGCGGCGACGGCGAGCGGAACCGCUGGUACAAGUUCGACGACGGCGACGUCACCGAGUGCAAGAUGGACGACGACGAGGAGAUGAAGAACCAGUGCUUCGGCGGCGAGUACAUGGGCGAGGUCUUCGACCACAUGAUGAAGCGCAUGUCCUACCGGCGGCAGAAGCGCUGGUGGAACGCCUACAUCCUCUUCUACGAGCGCAUGGACUCCACCGACAAGGACAGCGAGCUGGUGAAGUACAUCUCGGAGCUGGCGCUCGGCGGCAAGCCGCACCAGGUCAAGAUGCCCGGCGCCAUCGAGUGCAGCGUGCGCAAGCAGAACGUUCAGUUCAUGCACAACCGCAUGCAGUACAGCCUGGAGUACUUCCAGUUUGUAAAGAAACUUCUGACCUGUAACAGUGUCUAUUUAAACCCCCCUCCCGGGCAAGAUCAUCUUUUGCCGGAAGCAGAGGAAAUGGCUAUGAUUAGCAUUCAGCUCGCUGCUAGGUUCCUGUUCAGCACAGGAUUCCACACAAAGAAAAUAGUCCGAGGCCCUGCCAGCGACUGGUACGAUGCCCUGUGCAUCCUCCUUCGCCACAGCAAGAAUGUACGCUACUGGUUUGCACACAACGUCCUGUUCGCCUACACCAACCGCUUCUCCGAGUACCUGCUGGAGUGCCCCAGCGCCGAAGUGAGGGGCGCCUUCGCCAAGCUCAUCGUCUUCCUCGCGCACUUCUCCCUGCAGGACGGACCCUGCCCGUCGCCGGUGGCCUCCCCAGGCCCGUCCAGCCAGGCCUCUGAUAACCUGAGCCUGAGUGACCACCUGCUGAGGGCGGUGCUGAACCUGCUCCGGAGGGAGGUGUCCGAGCACGGCCGGCACCUGCAGCAGUACUUCAACCUCUUCGUCAUGUACGCCAACCUGGGCGUGGCGGAGAAGACGCAGCUGCUGAAGCUGAGCGUGCCGGCCACCUUCAUGCUGGUGGCCCUGGACGAGGGCCCCGGCCCCCCCAUCAAGUACCAGUACGCUGAGCUGGGCAAGCUGUACACCCUGGUGUCUCAGCUGGUGCGCUGUUGCGAUGUAUCAUCGCGUAUGCAGUCUUCAAUCAACGGCAACCCGCCUCUUCCGAACCCGUACGGCGACCCCAACCUGUCGCAGCCCAUCAUGCCCCUGCAGCAGCUGGUGGCGGAGAUCCUGUUCGUGCGCACCAGCUACGUGAAGAAGAUCAUCGAGGACUGCAGCAACUCGGAGGAGACCAUCAAGCUGCUGCGCUUCAGCUGCUGGGAGAACCCGCAGUUCUCCUCCACCGUGCUGAGCGAGCUGCUGUGGCAGGUGGCAUACUCCUAUACCUAUGAACUCAGGCCUUACCUGGACCUGCUGUUGCAGAUCUUGCUCAUAGAGGACUCCUGGCAGACCCACAGGAUCCACAACGUGCUGAAGGGCAUCCCUGACGACAGAGACGGGCUCUUCGACACCAUCCAGCGCUCCAAAAACCACUACCAGAAGAGGGCCUACCAGUGUAUUAAGUGCAUGGUGGCUCUCUUCAGCAACUGCUCGGUAGCCUACCAGAUCCUGCAGAGCAACGGGGACCUGAAGAGGAAGUGGACGUGGGCGGUGGAGUGGCUGGGAGACGAGCUGGAGCGCAGGCCGUACUCGGGGAACCCCCAGUACACCUACAACAACUGGUCCCCGCCGGUGCAGAGCAACGAGACGUCCAACGGCUACUUCCUGGAGCGCUCCCACAGCGCCAGGAUGACCCUGGCCAAGGCCUGCGAGCUGUGUCCCGAGGAGUGUCACUUAACGAAGCAUGAGGUGCUGUCCGAAGAGGACGCUGCGCGGAAAUCGUCCUCGCCGCAGCGGCUUUUGCCAGGGGAGGUGACAGGACAGCAGCCGCACACUGAGCCUGAUGACCAGGAAGCACCUGAUGACCAUGACUCCUCCCCCCCUGAAGACACCACCCUCUACCCCCACUCCCCAGGAACACAGUAUCAGCAGCAGAAUAAUCACCCCCACGGCCAGCCCUACACGGGCCCAGCAGCACAGCACAUGAACAACCCCCAGCGCCCGGGCCCGCGAGCACAAGAGAACUGGGAGGGCGGCGAGGAGGUGGCCCCGACCCAGACGAAAGAGUAGCGCCGGGAUGGGCCCCCGCCCCCCUCCGCCCCGCGCACGUCCCCUUCCUCACCCGUUCUCUCCACCGAAGACUCGCGACCCAAGCGCAAGACCAGGCCUUACAGUUCGCCACCUCUCCAGGUCCCAUCGUGUCGACACUUUAACUCUUUGUAUUGAACCUGGAGCGGAGAGUCUACUCGCUGUCUGCCCUGCAGAGUAUAGCUGUCCGAGAUAUAACCCGCCUGCAGUGGAAAGUGUAUAGUGUCGUUAAUAAAACCAGGCCUGACGCUCAUGUGUAAAUGGCAAAGGUGUACAUAGUAUGUUUAUGUCUGACUGUUCAGUUCACACAGCAAGACUCUGUGUUGCUGUUGGAAACUUGCGGAUCUAUGGAAAAAAAAAAAUUAUAUAUAUAUAUAUAUCUACAAAGACAAAAAAACCCUUUUUGCUUUUAUGGCCUGUGCUCAACAGUGAGGUGUGGUCUGCCUUUCGGCAGUUUGGGUCAGCUCAGUCUAAGGAGAACAGGCAUUAAUCCAUGUCAGCCAACUAGAUCAUGCCAGAUCAACCACCUGGAGCUGGGUUUUGGGUAUGGGGGUAUUUGAAAUGGUUGGGUUAACCUUUGACACUUGGUUGAUGUGGAAAGCAGUGAUGUAAACGUUGCUCUAGAUCAUUCAUUGCCUUUCAUUCUGGUAUUAAUUCAGUCAUUUUUCGAAAAAAGCUCUAGUUAAAUAACGCUGUAACAUUUAGCAUGGCUUCACACCACAUUAGCGUAGCCCGAGGGGAAGUCUUUGAUCAUAACACUGCAGCAACUGUAGUCCCGAAUCGACAGCCUGUUUUUUGGGGGCUCUCCCUAUCCGUUUCCUCUCGCACAUCGACGGCGACCUUCCGAAAACCAACGUAAGCAUAAGUGGCUUUUUAAAUUGCACAUACAUUCUUCAGAUUUAACGUCUGAAAGUCAAGUUGUGGUGGGACGAUAAAACACAUUUUCAAUAAUAGGAAUUUUAAAAAGGAAAAAAAUAUAUAUAUGCAACAUUUUGCUAUGCCAGGAUUCCUGAAGCAUAACAGACUGUAGUUCGUGUGCUUAAUUUGUUUUUUUUUUUUUUUUUUUUUGUUUCUUUGGGAUAGAUCCAUCUCUUAGAUAAAUUUCUGGACACUUUCCAGUCACUGCACCACAGACAGUGGUGCAGUGAAGUGAAGGGCCUCGCCUCGAUUCCACACAUGCACAGUUCUACUUGAACACAGGCAUUGUCUUAGAACUCUUCACCUGUGGGGGAUAAAAAAAAGCAGGGUUGUAUCAUAAAAAUAACUGCUUGAUAGUCACGUUGCAACUGUUCUAGGUCUCGCUAAGUACAGCAUCAUUCUUUAGGAUUUAAAGGAAAUCAUCAGUAAAUACUGUAUUUAAUUGGUAACUUGAAUGUGUAUUUUUUUGGAUUUUGUUAAAUACCAAAUACCCUCCCCCCUGCAAAAGGAAAGAAUCAGCCCACCCCAUAGUAUAUUUAAAUAUUUUGCUGUUUUAUUUUAUAGAAAUUAUUUUGCUGAAUUUCACGAAGAAUAGAAUUUGAUUUAAGAGGAACAUUUUUGUCCUUGUGUUAUUUUUAAAGAGGAUAUUGACUGUACCGAGUUCUGCGCCCUGUUCUGCCGACUUUUGUUUUGGCCAUGGUGUGACGUUGAAUUCUGGAGCUACGGUCGCCAUGUGAAUUUUCACUCUGUGAAGUUUUUUUUGUGCACAGAAAUAUAAAAAAAAAAAUAAUAAUAAAAAAGCGUUGCGCCCAUUAGCAAGAAUAAAGACAAAUGGAAUCUUGACACUGUUAACGGUCUCAUAUUUUAUUUAUGGUACAUUGUAAAUACACUGUGCACGUAACAAAACCACGUGACGGAUCAUCGAAGGCGGGGAGCGUCUGAUCUGCGGAAGGCGGGAGGAGCGGAGGACACCUUUUCGGAGCGCGUGGAUUUGCGUGUGGAAGGGUUGGCCUGAAGAGUCUGCCAAAAACCAAAAAAAAAAACUUGGCCUAUGUAGGUGUCAUUUUUCCAUUGUGCUGUGUGGGCUCGUGGAGGAGCAUGCUGCAUGGAGCUAAGCAUGCUGGGAAAAGCGCAGCAGCUGGAGAACCUGGGGGGCUGUGUACAGAGACUGCCCCCCCCCCCCUCACGCAAAAUGCACCACAGGCCAUUUUGUUUUCACAUUCUGUUU
Megalops cyprinoides (Indo-Pacific tarpon) is the source of this 10866-nucleotide messenger RNA. Its product is annotated as probable ubiquitin carboxyl-terminal hydrolase FAF-X. The coding region runs from base 894 to 8702 and encodes 2602 amino acids. Lineage: Eukaryota; Metazoa; Chordata; Actinopteri; Elopiformes; Megalopidae. The transcript has 47 exons. Gene Ontology annotation, cellular component: nucleus; cytosol. The record is from RefSeq and is a predicted model, not a curated record. Gene Ontology annotation, molecular function: cysteine-type deubiquitinase activity; cysteine-type endopeptidase activity. Gene Ontology annotation, biological process: protein deubiquitination; cell migration.